UUAUUGUACUCUAAAUUUGGUAUGCUUCAGAAAAAUGCCCACUUUAGGAGCGAAGAUUGAGUUUAGUAUUCUCUGCGAAACACUUGAAAAAAUCUGCAAAUUUAAAGGACCUAAUCAAAAGUUCGAUGAAUUGAGAAAUUUUCUCCAAAAGUGUCAAGAACUGGGAAGAAAAUUAAAAAACGAAAAUGAAGAUACAGAUAUUUCUUUGUACCCAAUCUUGCGACUCUUAUUACCUGAGUUUGAAAGAGAUCGCGGACCACAUCAUUUAAAAGAGAAAUUGCUAACGUGUUUAUACAGCCGAAUAUUUUGUCUGGAGAAGAAGACUUUAUAUCGUCGAAACCAACAAAAAUACAGAACUGAAUAUGAUCGAGAAGACUUUUCUGAUCGUGUAUACAUCGCCGUACAAAAUCAGCUUAAAAAAAACAACAGUUCAUUAUCAGCUGAAGGAAUUAAUGAUUUUCUUGAUAGCAUUGCAAACAAGAACAUUUCAACUCAAAACAAAGAUGCAAUGUUUCUGACAAUAGCAAAGAAGCUCAGUCCUUUGGAAUUUAAGUGGCUAACUAAAAUUAUACUUAAAGAUUUACAACUUGGCAUCGGAAAAAAAAAAAUCUUUGAAGCUUUGCAUCCGAACGCCGAAGAGUUAUUUGAUGUGACGUCAAAUCUUCAUGAGGUUUGCAAUAGGUUGAAUGUUUGCGGCAGUCUAGAAAAACCAAGAAUUAGGAUAUUUUUUUACGUUAAGCCUAUGCUUUUGGAGCGUUUAAAAAUUGAAGAAGUGGAAAACUUGUUUCAGGAUCCAUCGCUAGAAUAUUUUGUGCAAAUAAAAUACGAUGGAGAGCGAUCUCAAAUUCACAUGGAAGAUGGAAAAUACAAAUAUUUCACAAGAAAUGGCUACGACAGACAUACAUACAAUGCAGGAUUUGGAGAAAGUUGUACUUCAGGUGGAUUUCUGUCCAAAAGUAUUUCAAGGCUGCUUGAUCAAAAUUGCCAUUCCCUGAUUCUUGAUGGGGAGUUAAUGGGCUGGCACAAAGCAAAAAGGAAUUUUAGUUCCCAAGGCAUGAAUUUUGAUGUCAGGAGCCUGACACCUGGAAGUUCUCAUCAGCCUUGUUUUGUCGCUUUCGAUUUAAUCAUGUACAACGAUGAGUUGUUCGUCGAUUCACCGUACAGUGAGAGGUGGGACAAGUUAGUGAGACUGUUCACAGAAGAAGAAGGAGUCAUGAUCCAAGCAAAAACAGUAAGAGUAUCUACAAGCGAGCAGAUUUUAGCAUUCUUCAACAAAUGUCUGGAUAAUGAAGAGGAAGGAGUUGUGGUGAAGAAGUAUGAUGGACUGUAUAAAUUGAAUGUUCGAGAACAAAGUGGGUGUUAUAAAAUAAAAGCAGAGUACACGGACGGAUUGACACAAGACUUGGACUUGGUAAUCUUGGGAGCUAAUUAUGGCGACGGAAAAUCGUCAGGAAAGUUGAAAAGCUUUCUGGUGGGAGUUGCAGAUCAGCCGGUAAAAGGAGGCAAACUGGCUAAAUUUCACUCAGUCGUAUCCGUUAGUUCUGGAUUGAAUUAUGAACAGCUAAAUAAGUUGCAGAAAUGUUUGAUGCUUUAUUGUCAAUCAAUAUGUCCGAAAGGCGUAGUAGGACCUCAAAAAAAUCCACCAGAUAUAUGGAUAAAUCCUGAAAAUUCGGUAAUCCUGCAACUCCGAGCAACUGAAAUUAUUCCAUCGAACAUUUAUCCUCUAGGGUACAGUUUAAGAUUUCCAAGAGUUGUAGCU
Messenger RNA from Belonocnema kinseyi, 1759 nucleotides. It is a transcript of the gene DNAlig4, whose product is annotated as DNA ligase 4. The annotation marks the transcript as partial. Gene Ontology annotation, cellular component: DNA ligase IV complex; DNA-dependent protein kinase-DNA ligase 4 complex. Gene Ontology annotation, biological process: DNA recombination; nucleotide-excision repair, DNA gap filling; double-strand break repair via nonhomologous end joining. Gene Ontology annotation, molecular function: DNA binding; DNA ligase (ATP) activity; ATP binding. The transcript has 8 exons. NCBI's taxonomy places the organism in Eukaryota, Metazoa, Arthropoda, Insecta, Hymenoptera, Cynipidae. The record is from RefSeq and is a predicted model, not a curated record.